Messenger RNA from Cuscuta europaea, 7883 nucleotides. The record is from the annotation of a GenBank genome assembly. NCBI's taxonomy places the organism in Eukaryota, Viridiplantae, Streptophyta, Magnoliopsida, Solanales, Convolvulaceae.
GCCUCAUCACUGACCCCCCGAGGUCGUACGCCAAGGCGCUCCAACGCGGAGGCUUGUAUGCCGACGCCGACGAGCUCCACAAUCACAAGAGAGAGGGGGGCCAUCCCCCCAAGAAGACAAAUCCUUCGCCGACCUCGGGCCCGUCCCAGACCGGCCAGGGUGCCCAGGGCCGCCACGGCUCUGGUGGACAAAGUAAGAAAGACCGUCACUGGCGGCCGAGGAUGGAACGGCCGGGGGUAGCCCUCACCCACCCGGUCGGCACCAUCCUCGAUUACGCCGAGAAGCACGGCCUCAUCGAGCAGGCUCCUCGGCCAGCCGAGGAGGUCCUGGCCAUCCAACAGGGCGGCACGUAUUGCCGGUUCCACAAGAACUCGUCGCACAACACCGAUGAUUGCAUCACAUUAAAGAAGGCCAUCGAGCGUCUUAUUCGCCAGGGGGAACUCUCCCAGUUUGUCAAAGGUGGCCCACGUAAAAACACUUGGGUAAACACCGGCAAAUGUGGGGGCGAACCCUCUGCGAAGAAGCGCGAGAUUGGUAGACUCAGCGACGACGAGGACUUCGAGGAGCCUCCGCCGAAGAAGAAUCACAUCCACCUCAUCGUGGGCGGGAACAAUGGGGGGGACUCCGCCACUCAGAGGAAGAAAUGGGCCCAAUCCCUUUACAUUGGAGAGGUGUCCCACGUUCCCCCCCAGCCGAAGAAGCAGCGAACGGAGGCGAUCACCUUCACCAACAAGGAUCUGCCUCCGGGUACGGAGUCACACAGGGACGCCCUCGUCAUCCGAUGUGAGAUCGGUGACUCCAUCAUCCACCGCACUUACAUCGAUACGGGGAGCUCCGUCAACGUGAUGUACCUAGACACCUUCAAGCAGCUGAAGCUGGACAGAGCUCUGCUGAAGCCGAUCAAGACCCCGUUAUCCGGCUUCACCGGGGACUCUAUCGACGCCGAGGGCACGAUAGUCCUCCCCGUGGAAGUCGGUGACGGCCCCCACCAUGCCAAAAUUGACAUGGAGUUCAUGGUGGUCAACCUCCAGUGCGCCCACAACUUGAUCUUGGGCCGGCCAGCGCCGGAGGACUUGGAGGCCAUCAUCUCCAUGAAGCACCUAUGCUUGAAGUUCCCCACCAGCGACGGCAUCGGCUACGCCAGAGGAAAUCAGAGGAUAGCCAGAGCUUGCUACCUCAAGCUGACGAGGCCGGCCGUAAGGGAGGGACAGCGGAUAGAUACCAUCACGGCCGCCGCCGCCAUGGACGAGGAGAGGCCACAUGCGGAGCCAGCCGAGGAGGUCGAGGAAAUCCCUCUGGAUACCUCCCGGCCGGAGCGGGUUCUCAGGGUCGGAAAGCAACUCCCCCAGGACCAGCGAGACGCCAUCCUCCUCGUCCUACGGUCAUACGCCGUUGUCUUCGCAUGGGGCCCGGACGAUAUGCCCGGCAUCAGCCGCCAGGUGAUCACCCACCGGCUGACCGUCGAUUCGGCCUCCGCGCCCGUCAAACAGAAGCGGCGCUACUUGUCCGCUGACAGGCGGGACUUCGUCAAAGGGGAGGUCGCCAUGCUCCUAUCAAUCAAACAUAUCAAAGAGGUGAAGUACCCAACAUGGUUGGCCAACGUCGUCCUUGCACAGAAGCCGCCGACGUUCAGAAUGUGUGUUGACUACACUGACCUGAACAAGGCGUGCCCCAUGGACCCGUUCCCUCUCCCCAACAUCGAUCAGCUGGUGGACGAGACGGCGGGGUGCGAGUUGAUGUCUUUCCUCGACGCUUUCAGAGAGUACCACCAUAUCUCCAUGCAUGAAGGGGACGCCGAGAAGACGGCAUUCAUGACCCCAGAGGGGAUCUUUUGCUACCUCGUCAUGGCCUUCGGACUCAAAAACUCCGGCGCCACUUACACUAGGAUGGUGGCCAAGAUCUUCAGGGCGGUCCUUGGCCGGACGAUGGAGGCGUACGUCGACGACAUGAUCGUCAAGAGCAGGCAGGCCACCUCCCACGCCGACGACCUCCGGGAAAUCUUUGAGAUAAUGAAGGAAUUCAGGCUCCGCCUCAACCCCAAGAAAUGCGCCUUCGGCGUCCAGGGUGGCAAGUUCCUCGGCUACAUGGUCAGCCGGAGAGGCAUCGAGAUAAACCCGGAAAAGACGCAGGCCAUCAUCAACAUGGAGCCGCCCCGCAACGUCAAGGAGGUACAGCGACUGACGGGGCGCCUGGCGGCAUUGAACCGUUUCCUCUCCAGGUCAGCGGAGAAGGCACUCCCCUUCUUCCAGAUCAUGCGCAAGGCAAACAGCUUCAAGUGGACGACGGAGUGCCAGGAAGCAUUCGACGAAUUGAAAAGGUACCUGUCGUCCCCACCCGUACUCUCCAAGCCCAAAGCCGGCGAAACCCUCUUCCUGUACUUAGGGGUGAGCACGUCGGCCAUCAGCUCCGUGCUCAUCCGUGAGGACGAAGGAGUGCAGAAGGCCUCUCGGCGCGCUCAUGAGGAGCCCCACUAGCUCCUCGAGGAUGGUGAAAUGGGCGAUCUUCCUCAGUCAGUUUCAAAUUGAGAUCAAGCCAAGGCCGUCUAUCAAAGGGCAAGCCUUGGCCGACUUCGUCAUCGAGUGCACAGCAAGGGAGACGGCCGUCGCCAACCCCGGGCCGGAGCCGGACGACACGUGGACCUUGUUCACUGACGGCUCGUCGGCCGCGAAAUCAUGCGUCGUCGUCGUCGUCCUCAUAUCCCCUGAAGGAUUCAGAGCCUACUAUGCCAUCCGCUUCAACUUCAGGGUAUCAAACAACGAAGCUGAGUAUGAGGCCCUCCUCAGCGGUCUCAGACUCGCCGCCGGCCUCAAGGCCAAGCACCUCAGAAUCAAGUGCGACUCCAAGCUGGUAGUGGGCCAGGUGGAGGGAUCGUACGAAGCAAAGGAAGGCCGGAUGAAACAGUACAAACAAGCGACGGAGGAAUUGCUGAAAGCGUUCGAAACCCAUGAGAUCACUCAGAUCCCAAGGGCCGAGAACGCCGAAGCCGACAUCCUCUCCAAGCUCAGCUCGGACACCCCGGAGCACAUCUCCCAAUUGGCCAAGAUCGAGGAGUUGAGCAUGUCCAGCAUCCACGCCAGCCCCGUCUUGUGCGUCCGACAGCGACCAGAGGACUGGAUCUCCGACAUCGCCACCUUCAUCACAACGGGGGAGCUGCCCCCGGACGAGGAGAGGGCCAAACUUGCCAAACUCAGGGCCCCAAGCUACACCAUCGAAGAUGGCAAACUCUACAAACGGUCCUACAAUGGCACUCUCCUCCGAUGCCUGCACCAGGAUGAGGCCGAUACCGCCAUGGAAGAAGUUCACUGUGGCGUCUGCUCCUCACACCAGGGUCCCUUCAGCAUGUCCAGGCGUCUCGUCGUCCAGGGCUUCUUCUGGCCGACGAUGGCACGGGACUGCGCUGACCUGGCCAGGAAGUGCACCACAUGCCAGGUACUCCAGAAAGCCCCUGGUCGGCCAGCUGUCAAUUACGCCCCUGUCAGCACCGCAAUUCCAUUCUCUAGAUGGGGGAUUGACCUGGUCGGCCCCCUGCCCAGGGCCGCCGGAAAUAACCGCUACAUCAUCGUCGCCGUCGACUACUUCACCAAGUGGGUCAAGGCGGAACCCUUGGCCAGCAUCACGGGGGCCAGAUGCCAAAGAUUUGUUUACAAGAACAUCAUUACACGCUUUGGCGUCCCCCAGGAGAUUAUAUCAGACAACGGCACCCAAUUCGAGGCAGCCCCUUUCCAGGAGCUCCUCCGGGAGUUUGGGGUGAGGCACCGUUUCUCCUCCGUUGCCUAUCCUCAGGGCAACGGGCAGGUCGAGAACGCCAACAGAACAAUCAUGGAGGGGCUAAAGAAGAACCUCCAGGCCGCAGGAGGUAGUUGGGUCGACGAGCUCCCCAACAUCCUGUGGUGAUACAGAACCACGCCGAGGAGGGCGACAGGCGAAACACCUUUCGCCCUAUGCUACGGCUUUGAGGCGAAGGCGCCCACGGAGGUAGCCAUCCCCAGCCGGCGAGUGGAGCAAUAUGAGCCUGACACCAACGAAGAGAACAUGAAGAUUGACCUACACCUGGUUGAUGAGAGGCGUGAGCAAGCUUACGUCCGAGCAGAGAACUACCGGCGUCAAGUGAAAUCAUACUAUGACGCCAAGGUACGUUCCCGGGAAUUUCAGGUGGGGGACUACGUCCUCCGCCGAAGGGAAGCAAGCCAGCCGACAGAGGGUGGCAAGCUAGCAUUGAAGUACGAAGGGCCCUACAUCGUCAGUGCCGUGGUCAAACCCGGCACCUACAAACUUAAACGACCGAAUGGGUCCAAUGUACCACGAACAUGGAAUGUACAUCAUCUGUUGAAGUUUUAUCAGUAAUCCGAAGGAGGUGUAGACGGCGAAGCCCUCACCCCUUAACGGGUUACUGAUUGAACGCCACCCUCGGCCUCGAGCCACUUAUGAAUAAAAUCAUGUUCUGAUUUUUUCUCUGGAAUUUAAAGUAAAAACAUUAGCAGGUGCCCUCGUCGGCCACCUUAGAGCGAAAGGCUCAGGUCUGGCCGACAUGGCCCCUUGCAUUUGCAGCCUACGAGCGACAAGCUCAGGCACUCCAUUGUACUUUGUAUCAGCGAAGGGCUCAGGCCUAGCUGAGAGAGCACAUCGUCCUGGCCCCGUAAACCUAGAAGUGAAACGCACAGGUAUGGCCGACGAUGUCCCCAGGACGAGGGGCCCGCAAACGGCCCACGUCUUGAAACGGGAAGCUCACCGCGUCGUACACGCGCCAGAUCGCAGGACGACAGGCCUGAAAUCAUGGCCGAGGUGACAAAAUCCCAAAACUCAGGGAUGGGCAACGACAGCCGUUGGAAACCGACCAAAAGUCUAGCCCGCGUCAUAAAUAGGCGACGGGACCCGCCCUGAGACCACGAACGUUAUAAACGAAGUCCGAACCGGCCGAAGGACGAGCACACCCUUCGGCCGAAGCCUGAAAGAAGGAUACCCCCCCGAAACGAAAAAAAAAAAAAAAAAAAAAGAAAAAGAAAAAAAAAACAUACAAGGGAAAAAGAGGGAAGCCGACGGCCGCGCACACUUGCCGGCCUCGAGCAAUGAAAAAAUAAAAUCCCCAAAAUUCAGGCCCAUUUCGGCCAAGUACAUAUCAGUUGAACACAAGUUUAGUACCACAGACAGGCAGCAUGGACGACACGUCCACGCACCACGAGGGAACAAUCAAGGCCGAUACACACGCCUUAAAAAACCCUAACCACAUCGGUUGGGUGACACGCGAGAGGUGACCUUCAUCGGCCAUGGACCUUUGAGGCACCAACGCUGGGUAUGAACCAAGGCAUCGCAAUCCUGAGGCUGACCGGGACGAAGCGGGCACAGCACCUCGGAUGGCCGACGCAGGCACUGGAACCAUAGCUAGCCGACGAAUACAGGACCAUCUUCUUGGACAAGCUAUUUUUUGUCCAGCACCCUCAUCGGCCACAAGCCAGACCUCGGCCGGCAGUGGCACCGCGAAGAAGUAAACGCCUAACAUUUAUACUUAGGAAAUUAUCUAAGUACUAAAAUGGAGAAACUCUAGCCGAAGCGGGUACCAGUAUACUACAAAGCCGUUAGCCACCUACACCUUCACAUGUGUACUUAUGAAAAAUUCAAAGUCCACGAGACUAUGGUGAAGGUGCCCUUAUCGGCCAGAACACAGGGAUACAAGCCGCCAACGGCCAUGGCCAGAUGUAUCCAAGGCCAGGACGAUGAGGACGCCAACGCUAAAACAGAACGGACACUACGGCCAAGGCUACAAACGGAAGCACCUAAAAGAAAUCCAAAACACUUAGGAAAUUGUCUGAAAAAAUCCUAAGUGUUAUGAUGGCAAAGGAACACCGGUCAAGCCGACAAGGCCACCAGGCCGAAAGGAAAGCACCUAAGUGGAUCCCAAAACACUUAGAAAAUUUUUGAAAAAUUCCUAAGUGUUAUGAAACUACGUCCAAGCCGACGAAGCCACUAGGCCGUAAAGACGGGAUCUACACGGACCCAAAAACACUUGGGGAAUUUUUUCCCAAGUGUUAUGACAGUAAAUCAAAAAGGCAUAGGCCGACCAGACUACUGGACGGGAAGGCCAACCUCAAGGACGUAGCAGACACUCGCGGGUGACCCAAGUUAUGACUUGAUACUUGAGACAAUUUACAGAAUUGAAAUGACAGCUAACAAGCACACAAAGGAUUCAAGGCCGAACAGGACAGCAAAAAUUUCCUCGAUUGAUAAAAUUCAUUACAAUUGGAGGGCACUACGGCCAUUACAUAAUUGGGCAAAAAAAUGAAAAGCUAACUACAAUAGGGACUAGCCGAUCAAGCCUCCGGGGCUGGCUCUUCAAUCUCGUCGGCCCCCUCCUCAUCGGCCUCAGCUUCCUGGCCGGCAGCGGCGCUGGUGGCAUCAUCCAAGAAAUCGAACUCGGUAUAGUCCGGCUCGCCGAGGCCGGAGCUUUCUAUGGGGGACUCCCGCUCCGACAGCGGAAGCGCGGCCUGCCCUUCGGGAUCCUUCAUCAGCUUUGGGAGCUUCAGGUUUCGUCUAGCCCAUCCGGCCGUGUAAUUCAUGGCCUUCAACGCCCGGGAUAGCCGCCGGUACAGGAGCCUUUGCAUCCGCUCCUGCCCCAGGUUGUAGUAAACAGACAUCUCCUGGCUGAAAUACUCCCGGCCGGCAGGGGAGUUCAUCCCCCAAUUCUCCAGCCUGGCGGCCACCACCUCGUAACACCAGGGGAGCCUCUCAUCGGCCUUCCACCCUUCGGCCAAGAACUUCUCAACAGCCUCAUCGGCAGCCCUCACAACGGCGGCUUCGGCCUCAGCUUUCGCCUUGGCGGCCUCCUCGCUCCUGCGCUUCUCGGCCUCAAGCGCUCUACGGGACUCCUCAAGCUCCCUUCUGCUCUCUUCGAGCUUGACCAGGGCAUCGUCCCUGGCCGCGACGGCCUCAUCAGCUUUGGCCUGCAGCGCCUUGGCAUCCUCCCGGAGCCGGUCAAGGCAAGCUACCGCCUCGUCGGCCGAGGCAGCCUUCUGCUCCAGUGCUUGCAGGCGGGCAAUCUCCCAGUACUGCCUCUUAUGGCUUUCCAUAAGCAUGAAGGCACUCUGCAGAAGAAAAACUAAGGUCAGGCAAAAAACUCUACAUAGCCGAAGAAAGACAAGGAUAUAAGGACAUCACUUACUUGGACGAGGAGAUCCAUGCCACCCUCGUAGAUCUUCGGCUCCUCGAGCUUCUUCAGAUGAGUCCGAUCUUUGGCCGGCAUGGCCUUGGCCAGGACGACAUGGCCGGGGACGAGCUCAUUGAACACGCCCCCGCCGACGGGGUACUCUAUCACUUUCUGAUAGGUAGCACCGGCAACCUCUUUGCCGGCCCUCUGCGUCCGUGGUUCCUGGACGAGAGGAAGCGCCGGGGCGGCACCAUCAGCAACAGUAAGGUCCACGACGGGACCACCAUCGCCCACGCUGGGGACGGUAAGCGUACCGGCCUCACUGGCCGGAGAAGGGGAAGGAGCCCUCUUCGUCUUCUUAGAGACGCUCACGCCGGCCUCGGUCAACUUCUUCUGGCCGUCAGUGGCCGGUCUCUUUUUCUUGGACGGGGCAGGCUUUGGGGCCGCAUCUGCAUUAGCCCCGCCCACACCGGCCGCGGCACGCCUGGCCGCUUCGGCCGCCUUAGCAGCAAUCUCCUCGGCCGCUUUGGCCUUCGCAAUCGCCAUCAUAGAACGGCGGUCCAUGACAAAAUCUACAAGGGAAAAGCACAAACAGAUUAGUAAGGCAAAGGACAAAACGUAAAGACACAAAGCCGAAGAAGAAUUACCAUCGGCCUCAGCGGGAAUGCCCAAAGGCGGGCCAUCGGCCUCCUCAAAGUUGGUGGUCAUCCUCGGCCAGAGUUGGAGGUCAUCCUCCUUAUCUCCA